Molecule: messenger RNA, 719 nt
Organism: Raphanus sativus (radish)
Lineage: Eukaryota; Viridiplantae; Streptophyta; Magnoliopsida; Brassicales; Brassicaceae
Product: high mobility group B protein 14
Exons: 6
Coding region: 96-566 (156 amino acids)
Source: RefSeq, a predicted model, not a curated record
AAAUUACCGAAAAGCCCCGGGAGGAAACUGAUUUUUUUUUUUCGAUUCCUGAGAAAAUCCUUUUUGUUGAUUGACGACGGCAAAGAGAAGAAGGAAUGACGAAGAAAGGACUCAAGUCGCGGCCUUCUUCUCCGUCUUACACCGGAGGCUCUGCUCGGAACUUAGAAAUGGUUGUGAAGUCGAGCGAAGAUGCAAGGAGCUCUAAAAGACUCAGACUCCAGCCUUUGAGGAAGCCAAAGUCUAGCCUGAAGAAGAAGAGUAAGAAGAAAGCUGAUAAACUCCAUGGGAAUAUGCCUAAAAAACCUCCCACUGCUUUCUUCUUUUUCUUGGAGGAUUUCCGGAAGCAAUAUCAAGAGGAGAAUCCGGAGGUCAAGUCCAUGCGCGAGAUUGGCAAGACAUGUGGAGAGAAAUGGAAAACAAUGACUUACGAGGAGAAGGUAAAGUAUUACGAUAUAGCCACUGAGAAGAGGGAAGAGUUUCACCGAGCUAUGACUGAAUAUACUAAGAGACUGGAAUCAGGUGAAUAUGAUGAAUCAGAAGAGACCGAAUCAGAUUUCUCUGAAUAGACUACCUUCUUCCACAUUAGAAAACAUUGUUCUAAGCUUUUUCUUAUAUGGUUUUGUAUAUCUGUGACAACAACAUUUAGAAGUUUUUUUCUUUUUUUUUGGUUGAGAUAUUUCUUUCAGAUUAAUAGAAACUAACCAGUUUCUUGAGUGUUC